This is a messenger RNA of Asterias rubens (European starfish), 1575 nucleotides long. RefSeq lists its product as uncharacterized. The coding region runs from base 1 to 1575 and encodes 524 amino acids. The record is from RefSeq and is a predicted model, not a curated record. NCBI's taxonomy places the organism in Eukaryota, Metazoa, Echinodermata, Asteroidea, Forcipulatida, Asteriidae. The transcript is spliced from 8 exons.
AUGUUUCUUGAGGUAUCGGCGUCUUAUAGAGUGAGUGGUCUUUACCGAGGGGUCUGGUACCAGCCGGUAGAGCACUACGCCCUGCUAGGCCGGUCCUUCAUGAAUAUCUCGGGCAUCUCUGCCGUCAGAUGUUCAGUUCGGUGUCUCAGUCAUCAUGAAUGUUUUUCUUUCAACUACGAUCACACCAAUCAAGUCUGUCAGAUGAACAACGCCAGUGCUGAGCACGUCUGUGAAAACCUUCAAGGAAUGCUGAAUGUGUCGCACUACGAUGCAACUGCAAAACCAAUGUCUUGUCAGAAUAAUGCGUCUAGCAAUGUAAAGAGCGCCCCUUUGAAGGCAUGUUGGGGUUUUGAGAAACUCGGUCUUGAAGAUGGUUCAAUCCCUGAUGAGAGCCUCUCCGCAUCAAGUAACUGGGAGCUAAAUUUCUUCAGCAUAGCGGCGGGUGGCCGUCUCAACAAGAUACCGACUGGUAGUUACAUAGGAGCAUGGUGCCCCAGUGUAGCGGAUACCAACCAGUGGAUACAGGUGGAUUUAGGCAACCCGACCUACGUCACUGGGGUACUCACACAGGGGCGUUAUGGUAAAUUUGCCCAGUGGGUGACAACGUACAAAGUGCAGUUCGAACCGCCCUCACCGGCAGGUCUUGUUGACGUGAAAGACAAACUUUGUCAAACUCAGAUAUUCAAUGGCAACACCGAUAAAAACAGCAUCGUGGAGGGGCGCUUCUUCAAGCCCGUCUUGGCGGUCAAGAUUCGCAUCGUGCCCGUUAAGUGUGUGAGUGGUCUUUACCGAGGUGUCUGGUACCAGCCGGUAGAGCACAACGCCCUGCUAGGCCGGUCCUUCAUGAAUAUCUCGGGUAUUUCUGCCGUCAGAUGUUCAGUUCGGUGUCUCAGCCAUCACGGAUGUUUCUCUUUCAACUACGAUCACAUCGAUCAAGUCUGUCAGAUGAACAACGCCAGUGCUGAGCACGUCAGCUGUGACAACUUUCAAGGAAUGCCGUAUUUUUCGUACUACGACGCAACUGCAAAACCAAAGACUUGUCAGAUUAAUUCUGUUUCUGGCAAUGGAAAGUGCGCUCCCUUGCAGGCCGGUUUUGUUUCUGAGAAACUCGGUCUUGAAGAUGGUUCGAUUCCCGAUGAGAGCCUCUCCGCAUCAAGUAACUGGAAUGACGGGUAUUAUGUCAGCACGCCGGCUGCUGGCCGUCUUAAUAAGAUACCGCCUGACGAUAAAACCAUAGGGGCGUGGCAUGCUAGGGUAAAAGAUACCAACCAGUGGAUACAGGUGGAUUUAGGCAACCCGACCUACGUCACUGGGGUACUCACACAGGGGCGUUAUGGUGGAUAUCCGACUUUGGUGACAGAGUACAAAGUGCAGUUUGAACCGCCCUCACCGGCUUGUCUUGUUUACGUGAAAGACCAAUUUGGUCAAACUCAGAUAUUCAAUGGCAACACCGAUCAGAACAGCAUCGUGGAGAGGCGCUUCUUCGAGCCCGUCUUGGCGGUCAAGAUUCGCAUCGUGCCCGUUGCAUGGAAUAAUGCCAUCGCUCUGCGUUUUGAGCUGAUUGGCUGUAAUUAA